AUGCUACUUCGGCCGUUUAAGAAUAAGGUCAUACCCACUCUCAUUUUCAAAAGAUACAGAUCCGCCAAACCAUCGUAUAAUGACCUCGAAUCAUAUUUGAGAUAUGCUGAAUUUGUUAAACUUCGAAAAGAAUCAACUACAUUUCUAGGAACAACUUUUGAGAUGAAGGUUAAAGAAAAGCUUCAAUCCGCAUUGAACAUUCCAGACCUACAAUAUUCUGGUGGUGCAUACGAUAAUGGUAUUGACCUCAUAGGUAAACUUGACAUUUCCCAAUUCAAGACUGAACAAGCACCAGAGAAACCAACAUACGUGGUUAAUGGGAAGAGAAUCAAACCACUUGCACUAAGGAAAAACAUGGACAUUGAUGUUCUAGUUCAAUGUAAAAGUUUCGCAUUCAAAAUCUCUGCUAAAGAAAUCAGAGAACUUUCAGGUAUUUUCCACUAUAAUAUCGCACCAAAAGAUAGAAACAAGACUUUAGUGAUUAUGACUGCACCAAAUUAUUGA
Molecule: messenger RNA, 504 nt
Organism: Hansenula anomala
Lineage: Eukaryota; Fungi; Ascomycota; Saccharomycetes; Phaffomycetales; Wickerhamomycetaceae
Gene: RRG7
Product: Rrg7p
Exons: 1
Coding region: 1-504 (167 amino acids)
Cellular component (GO): mitochondrion
Source: RefSeq, a predicted model, not a curated record